Messenger RNA from Ogataea philodendri, 393 nucleotides. RefSeq lists its product as uncharacterized. The record is from RefSeq and is a predicted model, not a curated record. The transcript has a single exon. NCBI's taxonomy places the organism in Eukaryota, Fungi, Ascomycota, Pichiomycetes, Pichiales, Pichiaceae. Bases 1 to 393 code for a protein of 130 amino acids.
AUGAAACUAGAUCGUGCCAUCAAGCCCGUCCACUUAGUUUUCGCCGCAGCUGGUCUGCUGGUGCUCGCCGUCACACUCAUCAUUUCGUCUGCCAACGUCCAAACCAUCGAACCUGUGAAGAAAACGGUGUUACAAGCCACCAAGAAAGAAAACUACAACUCCUACUACGUGAAUGUCAACAGUUACCUUUCAGGAGGCAAGAAGCACGGAGUCGACGCUCUUGCCAAGCAGUCGUUCAUAAGCAUGGAGGAGGAAAAGCUACACAAAUACGUCGAUAAGAACAAGAAGGAACAGACAAGAAGGGAGAAGGAGGAAGCAAAGAAGGCCGCUAAGGAGGCUAAGGAGGCCGAGGAAGCUAGACAGGCAGAGCAGAACAAUGAAUCGUCCGACUGA